Messenger RNA from Zea mays, 1748 nucleotides. RefSeq lists its product as uncharacterized. Bases 332 to 1468 code for a protein of 378 amino acids. The transcript has 5 exons. Gene Ontology annotation, molecular function: hydrolase activity, acting on ester bonds. The record is from RefSeq and is marked provisional. Lineage: Eukaryota; Viridiplantae; Streptophyta; Magnoliopsida; Poales; Poaceae.
CCUUCCUCCUCGCUUCGCCUCCCAUUCCCAUUUCCCCACACCUCCGCAAUAUAUUCCCCCCACGCCUUACUUAAUUAAUCCGCCAAACACCGAGUGAACCACGCCACCACACGCAGCGAGCGAGCGCCCAAAGAAACGCCGUAGCAGCCACCACCACCACCAACCCCUUCCUCCCUUUCCCUCUCCGCCGCCCGCCUCUCUACAAGAACCCUCACCCGACCGCCGAUAACUACCUAGCUCCCACCUCGCUCCUCGACUCCGUCUUCUCUAUUCUUCCAUUUAGCGGAGAUCCUAGAACCUAGGGGCAGCCAGCCAGGGGGAACGGGCCGCGAUGGGAGGAAGGGGCGCGAUGCUCGCUGUGGUGUUGGUGGUUCUUGCGGCGGUUGGCGCCGCGGCGGAAUCGAUGGAGGCGGCAGCCAAGGGGAGGUACCACGCGCUCUUCAACUUUGGGGACUCGCUAGCCGACGCUGGCAACCUCAUCCAGAACGGCACCCCGGAGAUCCUGGCCACCGCGCGCCUGCCCUACGGCCAGACCUACUUCGGAAAGCCCACCGGCCGCUGCUCCGAUGGACGUCUCGUCAUCGACCACCUCGCGCAAGAGUUCGGCCUGCCGCUGCUGCCGCCGUCCAAGGCCAAGAACGCCAGCUUCGCGCACGGCGCCAACUUCGCCAUCACCGGCGCCACCGCGCUCGACACGCCCUACUUCGAGGCCAAGGGGCUCGGUGCCGUCAUCUGGAACUCCGGAGCGCUCAUGACCCAAAUCCAGUGGUUCCGUGAUCUCAAGCCUUUCUUCUGCAACACCACGGAGGCAUGCAAGAAAUUCUUUGCGAAGGCGCUGUUUGUGGUGGGUGAGUUUGGAGGCAACGACUACAAUGCUCCCCUCUUUGCGGGCAUGGGCAUCCCUGAGGCCUACAAAUUCAUGCCCGAUGUCAUACAGGGCAUCUCUGACGGUAUUGAGGCACUGAUUGCUGAGGGGGCUGUUGAGAUGAUUGUGCCUGGUGUCAUGCCCACGGGCUGCUUCCCAGUUUACUUGAACAUGCUUGAUGAGCCCAAAGAAGGAUACGGCCCCCACAGUGGUUGUGUCCGCCGGUACAACACAUUCUCCUGGGUGCACAAUGCACAUCUUAAGGCCAUGCUUGAGAAGCUCCGGGCUAAGCACCCCAAUGUGAGGAUCAUAUAUGGCGAUUACUACACUCCAGUCGUCCAGUUCAUGCUUCAGCCUGAGAAGUUUGGUUUUGCCAGACAACUGCCCAGGGCAUGUUGUGGGGCGCCAUCGACUCCUGAGAGAGCAGCUUACAACUUCAAUGUCACGGCCAAAUGCGGUGAGCCUGGUGCAACUGCCUGUGCUGAUCCGACAACCCAUUGGAGCUGGGACGGCAUUCACCUGACGGAGGCUGCCUACCGCCAUAUCGCCAAAGGCUGGCUAUACGGGCCUUUCGCGGACCAACCGAUCAUCCAAUCCUCAUGAUCAUGCCGUUCCUGCGGUAGAGUUUAUCAAAGUAGCAUUGAGAGUGAGAGAAAAAAAAUGGAGCGGGGAAAGUAGGUCUUCCAUACAGUUCCAAUGCUUGCAUACUUGUACAUCUCCAUUUGAUUGUAUUCAUUUGCCAUGGGGGUACAAAGGUGGGAUAGUAGGUCGCACAAAGGCCUGAUUUCUUGAUUUGUCAGGUUGGGGGGUAUAAAUAUGAAAGUUGUUACGCACAGAUAAUCAUGUAUAUUGUGUCCCGGAAAUGUGUUACAGAUUCUGCUCG